This is a messenger RNA of Ictalurus furcatus (blue catfish), 2756 nucleotides long. RefSeq names its product 5-hydroxytryptamine (serotonin) receptor 7a (gene htr7a). Lineage: Eukaryota; Metazoa; Chordata; Actinopteri; Siluriformes; Ictaluridae. The record is from RefSeq and is a predicted model, not a curated record. Bases 1159 to 2466 code for a protein of 435 amino acids. Gene Ontology annotation, cellular component: membrane; dendrite. Gene Ontology annotation, molecular function: neurotransmitter receptor activity; G protein-coupled serotonin receptor activity. Gene Ontology annotation, biological process: chemical synaptic transmission; smooth muscle contraction; circadian rhythm. The transcript is spliced from 2 exons.
AGGGAUGGUGAGGGAACGAGUGUUUAUAGCUGCUAUAACGUAAGUGACAACCGGAACUAACUCGCUUCAUGAAUAUUAAAUGUAACUAUAAACGGAUAAAACGUACAUGUUCAUUAAUAAAUGAUAGUUGUAUAGGAGGAGGAGGAAUAAAGCAUUUCGUGGCGUGCUGUUAUGGUUAAAUAAUCAACUAACAGUAACUCCGCUUCAUCACACCAUGCACCCCGGCCAUUAUUAUUUUUACUGUAAAGACAUUAAAGAGCUCAUGAUCACGUGGUUUAGAUAGCACACAUACUGAUCUGAUGACGUCACCGCCACACCUUAUUGCAGGGAUUUUCUCGUGCACUUUCUGAAUUCUUUUUCUCUCCCUUUCUUUUGUUCCUAUAAUAAAUAACUCCGCGUUAAUAUACACCCCCCUCCACCCCACCCUCUCUCCCCUGCGCGUGCGCUAUAGCAUCCGGUGAAGCUCGCGGAUAAAAGGCGCACGGGAUGAUGAACGGACGGAGCCGCGCGCGACCGGAGCCACGAGCCAUACCGGAUUUACGCAUUUGUUUUUUGUUUUUGUUUAUUUUUUCCUCUACAUUAAUUUACAUUUCUCUUCGACAUUCAGUCAAAUUAGUCCGAUAUCUUUUAUACAGAUUUAUAAUUGAUUUAUAUUUUAUUUUCCUUUCAAUAUAUUAGAGACAUUUCUGUUUAUUAUUUUGUUUCAUUAUAUUAGGAUUGUUUUUUAUUUACAGAAUUGUGCAUGUGCAUCAUGAAAAAGUUUUUUUUAAUUAGCCUAUUAGAAAAUAAAUAUAUGGUUUCACGGUUUUAGUCACAGUACAUACAUUUAAAUAUAAUUUAAUAUCAAUAUUCCUGUUCAUUCACAUUUAAUGAAUUCGUUUAUUUAUUAUUUCAUAAGAUUUGUUUGCAUUUUAUGUCUACAUUGUAGUUUAGUAAGCUAUUUACUCGGCUAACGCAAACUAGAUCUAAUUAUUACUAAAUAAACAUUAAACCUAAUUUAAUAAAAAUUCAAAUAGAACGCUGGUCUAAAUAGGAUUUUAUCUAAUGUUAAGGUCAGUUUCCGGUCUGAUUUUAAUUUCAUUUUAAAUUAAGUUACAUUCCCCCUUUUGGACUGAGAGUUGUUUAUUUAUUUAUUUAUUUAACACGUGAUUUAGUGUGAUGGUUGAGGCGCGCGCGGCGGGAGUGGACUCUGGUGCCGCGCUGCUGCUCGCGCGACUCUUCACCAUAGGGCGCGACACGGGAGACACGGGUGCAGCGGGGUCCGGGUCCGAGUCCUGGGCGAUGAUGAUGAUGUCCCAGCCGCCGCCUCCGUCCACCGUGCCGCGGAUUCCGCCCGAGGCGGGGAACCGGACGCGCUGCGCCGCGCACGUGCUUAGCUACGGCGGCGUGGAGCGCGCGCUGAUCGGCGGCGUCCUGACGGCGCUGACGCUCGUGACGGCGUGCGGGAACCUGCUGGUGGUGGUGUCCGUGUGCUCGGUGAAGAAGCUUCGGCAGCCCUCCAACUACCUGAUCGUGUCGCUCGCGCUGGCCGACCUGUCCGUGGCGCUCGCCGUCAUGCCCUUCGUCAGCGUCACUGACCUGAUCGGCGGCCGCUGGAUCUUCGGCCAGUUCUUCUGCAACGUCUUCAUCGCCAUGGACGUCAUGUGCUGCACGGCGUCCAUCAUGACCCUCUGCGUCAUCAGCAUCGACAGGUACCUGGGCAUCACGAGGCCGUUAACGUAUCCGGUGCGUCAGAACGGAUGGUGCAUGGCCAGGAUGGUUCUGUCGGUGUGGUUGCUCUCAGCCUCCAUCACGCUGCCUCCGCUGUUCGGCUGGGCGCAGAACGUCAACGAUGAUAACCAGUGUCUGAUCAGCCAGGACUUCGGCUACACUAUCUACUCCACCGCCGUGGCCUUCUACAUCCCCAUGAGCGUCAUGCUGGUCAUGUACCGCCGAAUUUACCGCGCCGCCAAGCUCAGCGCCGCCAAACAUGCCAUCUCGGGCUUCCCGCGGCCAAGUGACAAGGGCGACGGCGAUGACAGGAACAGCCGAGACGAUGACAGUGACUGCAUGACGGCGGCUAUGAAGAUGCACCGGCUCCGAGGAGCGAAGUGGAACGAAACCGAGCGCAAAAGCGCCUCCAUCUUCAAGCGGGAGCAGAAGGCGGCAGCCACGCUGGGCAUGGUGCUGGGUGCGUUUACAUUCUGCUGGCUGCCGUUCUUUGUGCUGUCGACACUGCGUCCGUUCGUGUGCGGCGUGCGCUGCAGCUGCGUGCCUCUGUGGAUCGAGAGAACGCUGCUGUGGCUCGGUUACGCCAACUCGCUCAUCAACCCGUUUAUCUACGCCUUCUCCAACCGGGACCUGCGCACCGCCUACCGCAGCCUUCUCGCCUGCCGCUACCGCAACAUCAACCGCAGGCUCUCCGCCGCCGGCGUGCACGAGGCGCUGAGACUCGGCCCGAGGUCAGAGGUCACGUUGUCCGUGUGAACAAGCUUUAAAGACCCUCAAGCUCUAAUCAUGACUUGGAAGGCGAUUAUAUUCUAGUGUAAAGGGUUGAAAAGGAUGUGAAUGGCACUCAACAAUCACACUCCUGUGACCCUGCCUGAGGUCAAAGGUCAUGAAGGUUAUGUGAAAGUCAGGCCUAAAGGAUUGCAUCAAGGUGACCUCGGACUAUGGGAAUCACUCUGAACUAUUUAAUCUGACUUUAUAUCUGAACAACAAUAAAAAUCGAGCAUUUAAUAUGAAGGUUAGAUGGUUAAACAUAUCCAGGGGUCAAA